Messenger RNA from Nicotiana tabacum (common tobacco), 2670 nucleotides. The record is from RefSeq and is a predicted model, not a curated record. NCBI's taxonomy places the organism in Eukaryota, Viridiplantae, Streptophyta, Magnoliopsida, Solanales, Solanaceae.
UUGGUGGGCCCAUUGUCCAUCGAUUUUUGCGCCACUGGCCCUUGGGGUUUCACGGUUAUCAAAAAAAGAAGAAGAAAGGAAGCUGUGAAUUUAAGGAGUAUUGCACCUCCUCGACUUCAUUCUCAGACUCUCUCAAAGAACCAAAGAGCUGCUUUAGCUGAGAUAACAGAUGUUCUGCGAGCAGUUUGCCAUGCGCAUAAGCUGCCUCUUGCUCUGACGUGGAUUCCCUGUAGUGUCACUGAAGGAGAAGGAGAUGAAAGCAUAAGAGUCCUUGCUAGAGGAUGUAAUGCAAGUUCAAAUGAAAAAUGUGUGUUAUGCGCCGAGGAUACAGCUUGUUAUGUGAGUGACAAGGAAAUGCAAGGAUUCGUACAUGCAUGUAUGGAACAUUAUCUCGAGGAAGGUGAAGGUAUUGUUGGGAAAGCUCUUCAAUCUAACCACCCCUUCUUCUACCCUGAUGUGAAGGAGUACCAUAUAAGCGAGUACCCACUUGUUCAUCAUGCACGAAAGUUUGGUCUAAAUGCUGCUGUGGCUAUAAGAUUACGUAGUACAUUCACCGGAAAUGACGAUUACAUAUUGGAGUUCUUUCUUCCUAUCAGUAUGAAGGGAAGUACCGAGCAACAGCUUCUCUUGAAUAACCUUUCAGGUACCAUGCAACGAAUCUGCAGAAGUUUGAGAACAGUGUCAGAUGCAGAGUUGGUUGGACAAGGUGCUACGUUUGGAUUACAAGAUGGAUUUGCUCCCAAUUUACCACCGAUUACAUUGUCUAGAAGGAAUUCUCAGCACUCGUUAGACAGCAAUUCAAAUUCUGCAAGUGUGGCUCCUUUAGGCGUAUCUGAUUCAAAGAGUGCUGGAAUGCAAGCUGAUGGUUGCCGUGAACAGGCAAUGAUUGGAUCAAGAAGACAGAUGGAGAAAAAACGAAGUACAGCAGAAAAACAUGUUAGCUUAAGUGUUCUUCAACAGUACUUCUCUGGAAGCCUGAAGGAUGCUGCAAAAAGCAUUGGUGUGUGUCCAACUACCUUGAAAAGAAUAUGUCGACAACAUGGGAUAUCAAGAUGGCCAUCCCGGAAGAUAAACAAAGUCAAUCGUUCUUUGAAAAAGAUACAAACAGUGCUUGAAUCUGUCCAAGGAGUAGAAGGGGGAUUGAAGUUUGAUCCAGCCACUGGAAGUCUCGUUCCCGCUAGCUCUAUCAUCCAAGAUUUUGAUGCACAGCAAAGCAUAUUUUUUCCCUGCAAAGAUGUCUCUGUCAAAAAUCCUAAUUCUGUUUUCCAGGAUGCUGUGUCUGUACCCUCAACACCAGGCAUUGACAAAGAAAACUCUAUGGUGAAAAUGGAAGAGGACUCUUAUGUUGAUGGGAACCAGCUCGGCCAAUCAAAUCAUAUCAAUACUAGCUCUUUCAAGGGAGGAAAUAAGUCAAGUAUUCCAGUGUCUGGAUUUUGUUAUGAACCCAAAUUGGCAGCAUUAGAUGCAAUGACAUCUAGACCUGCUAGUCAGACGAUGCUAUUAACUAAUUCCAGAAAUGCAUCACUGGGCUCUUUCCAUACAAAAGAAGGAUGCAGGAGGUGGGGGUUGGACAAUGAUACGAUGGACAAUUUUGAGUGUCAUUUCACUUCUCAGUGCUCAUAUUCGAAAGCUGCUGGAGAUGAUGGUGACACUAAGAUUAAAGGAGAUAAUGAAAUGGAUGGUGAUGGUGGGGUCAUUGAACAUAACCAAGCCAGUUCUUCAGCGAUGACAGAUUCAUCCAAUGGGUCUGAGUCAAUGAUGAACGGCAGUUCAUCAAGCUCCCGCAGUCAUGGUGCACGGAAGCAUUCUAAAGUUGAGGCAAACUUUGGCGAUAGUGGGUCAACAAUUACUGUGAAAGCCACUUACAAAGAAGAUACUACCCGAUUUAAGUUUGAGCCUUCAGCAGGGUGCUUCCAACUUUAUGAGGAGGUUGCGAAGAGGUUUAAACUGCAGACUGGGACAUUCCAACUCAAGUAUCUUGAUGAUGAGGAGGAAUGGGUGAUGUUGGUAAAUGAUGCAGAUUUGCAUGAGUGUCUUGAGAUACUGGAUUUUGUUGGUGGCCGCACUAUCAAGUUUCUUGUCCGCGAUACACCUUAUGCUAUGGGUAGCUCAGGCAGCAGUAACUGCUUUUUGGCUAGUGGCUCCUAGUACUGUAGCCGCAUGCAGGUCAGAAAGCUUCAAUCAGCAUCUGGUACUCUAUCCGAGUAUGAGAGGUUCUAGUUUACGCAUGGAUCACUUAUAGGUUUGGUUUUGGUAGAGCUUUUUCAUUCUACCUUUCAAUUUUCCUGCAGUUGAUAUGCAUUGUCAACAAUCUUUGGACUGCUAAAUCUAUGUGGCUGAAGUCUGCUUGACAGUCUCGAAGAUAGUUGCUGUGCUUAUUCCUAGCAGAGAUCUAAAGAAGAAAACCAAGAGCACAAGAAGAUGCACCAGUAGAAGCAUAGUAGGUGGAAAUCAUUUGUUGUGUGUUUUCUCUUACGUUUACAUGUGAGAUAGAUGGCACAUCUUUGUAUAAGGCACCGUCUCAAGUGCUUUACCUACUUUGUAAAUAUGUUAGUUUAAGAAUGUUCUUUUAGGGAAUAGUCAAAGCAAUAAGUUGUACAAUAUCCUUUUAGCAAUAAGUUGUACAAUAUCUUUUGAAUAAGAAAAUGUAAGAUAUCCUCUUCUAGUGUU